CAGGGGCGGGCAGGGGGAGGAGCGCGUCGGGCCGGGCCGGGGCGGGCGGCGCUGGAGGGACUGGGGGGAGCUGCUGCACCUGAUACACCGGGGCGGGAGCGCAGGGGGGGCGGGAGCGCAGGGAGGGAGGGAGCGGCGCUGCCCUGCCCGCCGCCUGCGAGAGCCUCUCCCCGCCGUUAGUCAGCGCUGGUCUCGCUGCCUCUCCCUCCGCCCGCCUCUUCUGCGCGGAGCUGGGCUCUCGCUCCUGUUCCCCUCGGGGCCGGCGGCAGCGCGUCCACCUCCUCCUCCUCCUCCUCGUUUCCCCCGGGCCCCCAUGGCUUCGGCCGGCAGCGGCAUGGAGGAGGUGCGCGUCUCGGUGCUAACCCCGCUGAAGCUAGUGGGGCUGGUGUGCAUCUUUCUGGCGCUGUGCCUGGACCUGGGAGCGGUGCUGAGCCCCGCCUGGGUGACCGCGGACCACCAGUACUACCUGUCCCUCUGGGAGUCCUGCCGCAAGCCCGGCAACUUGGACAGCUGGCUCUGCGAGUCGACGCUGCACAGCGACUGGCAGAUAGCUACUCUGGCUUUGCUGUUGGGUGGUGCUGCCAUUAUUCUCAUAGCUUUCCUGGUUGGGUUGAUCUCGAUCUGCGUGGGCUCUCGGAGGCGGUUCUACAGACCAGUUGCAGUCAUGCUCUUUGCUGCAGUUGUUCUCCAGGUCUGCAGCUUAGUCCUUUACCCGAUCAAGUUCAUCGAAACGGUCAGCUUGAAAAUAUACCAUGAGUUCAACUGGGGCUAUGGCCUGGCAUGGGGUGCAACUAUAUUUUCAUUUGGGGGUGCCAUUCUUUAUUGCCUGAACCCUAAGAACUAUGAAGACUAUUACUAGAAUCAUUUAAUGAGAAGAAAAGUAAAAAAAAAAACAAAAAGGAUUACCCCAUCUUUUCUAGCUCACAGUUUUUUUAGAACACUCGUGGAGCACCAAACAGUCUGCUCUGUUGAUAAAAUAGCCUUUGCCUUUUGGGUGUGAACACUGUAACCAGCUUUUACAACCAUUUAAAAGAACUGCAAACACUAGGAUUACUGAUCUUACACAGGCAGAUGCUGCGAGCUGCUGAUACGUAAGCUUCAUUUUUCCUGACAACAAGCAAAAGGAUCUACGUGACGCAGCGAUCAUUGUGAGAAAACGAGUUGGAAUGAGAAUGCAAUGCCAGCAUCUGCCAUUGCCUUCAGGGGAGCAGCUGGUAUAGGCUCCAUUUAGAAGUUUCCCUGUAUCAUAGAGGAUUCAGAGGUCUGAUAAGCAGGCAGUGGCAUCUUGUACAAUAGGCUGUGUUGGCCCCUUGUUACUUGCUCAAAAACACUCUUAAGAAAUUAGUUUGCAAGUGACUGCGUUGAGGGAAGUGAAUGUAACUGGUUAAUGACUUGUCUAAUAUCUGCAUUCAACAGUCUUCUGGGAGAAUAAUAAAAAAAAAGGAAAACCCAAACAAGCCACCAACCCGCACAGGAUUUCAUGAAUUCGACAUCACCGUGCCAGCUGUAGCAGAUUGUUGAAAGAAGUCCAAACCAGACUUCUGACUGUGUAGUUGGAAGUUGUCUCAGCUCUUGAGUAUUUUGCUGGAGGGGUGGAGGUAAGGGGGAGUAGGAAAAGACCUGGUCUGUCCCUCAGGCAUCUGAAAGGUAUGAAUGAAUUGCAGUUGUCCUAAGCAACCAUUUAACUUCCAAACAUUGUCAUGAAAAGAAUGCAUAUGGAACAAGUUCAGUUAUAUUUUUGAAAGGUAUUUGUUAGUAUAAAUGAAUAUAUAUAAUGCAGAUAUUUAUGCAGAGGGAGAGAGACAAUUUGUCUUAAAAUUAUAAUAUGAGCUGUGAUGCAGUGGUUAAAAUACUAACGUUGUACACAUUCUUGAAAGUCUUGGAUUGGUACCCCCAAUUUUGGUUGGUGUUACAAAAUAAACAUAAAAUGAUUUGUCUUCUGUAUAUGCCCUUGUACAGACUCUGUGUUAUGGGAAAUGCUUAAAAGUUCACAUCAAGUUAAGGUAGAACUGGACAAAAAAACUACUUGCUAUUCCGUAUGUAAUUUAAUACUUACUAAAAAUUCUUUUCUAAGCCUGUUGCAAAUUAAAAAACUGCCAUUUUUUAAAAGUCUAGUUAGGUUCUGAAUGUCUCUGAUCAUCAAGAAUACAGCCGAGAAUCCAUCAUGUCCAUAUGAAAACAUUAGCACUACAGGAGGUAAUCUCUUGUUUUUAAAAGCUGAAUUUAUAAUGGACUGUCUGAUGAUUAUGUACAUCCGAUUAUUCCUUGCUUAGUAUGUUUCCCACUUAAAACAUCCAGAGACUGUACUCAUGAAAUGAAACGGAAGAUAAAGUUGGGAGAACUUUCACAUAUAUUUAAUCUGCAUCACUUUUAUUUUUGUUUACAAUUUGCUUAUUUGGAUAUUUUCAAUUAAUUAUGAGCAUAUUUUUAUACAAUUGUAAUCUUCAGAAAUAACUAUUUUUUUUAAUGGAGAAAAUUAAAAUAUAUUCUAUGUGGACCUCUGCACAAGCAGAUAUGCUGGGGCUGCACAUCCACCUCUGCACAAAUGGUUUUGCUGGUUCCAUGGAAAAAGCUCCUGGAUUCCUGGAUGUUAAGAUCGCAUCAAUAGUGUUCGUGCUGUGCCACCAUUUACAGGGCGCUGAGGUUCUGCAGUGACUGUGGGACCACAGGGCUGCCUUUAGGAGGUUGUUGUGUGAGUAUUGCUGACGUAUGAAGAAGGUUUAUAAAACUCUGGGGCUCUCUGGAGUUCGGUCUUUUACUACCAGGGCAGCAUAUUCCAUAUCAGCAGUCUUUGCAGGACCAGUGGUGAUUAAUUAGAUUAGAUGGAGCAAAAUGAUAGCUUGACAUGGAAGGGAUUGUGUGGCAAUGCCUGGAGAACAAAAAGGAUGGGAGGAAAAAUUAUGUCCAGUUGUUUCACAGGCACCAGAGAGCGUUUGUAACUCUGCUUUUUUUCCUGAGACUGACUUAAGGCAGAUAUUCAGUAUAUAGUUAACUCUGUAUCUUUCUGAACAGCUGCGUAGUUCUGCUUUUAUUUAGCAGCAUGGAGAACAUUGUAGUUUGGCAUGGGAAUUAGGUUAGCGUAGAGAAGCCCACUGAGAGAAGACGUCUGUACCUUUCUUAAGAGGAUGGUGUUUUGGUGCUGACAAUGAGUGGCACUUGGUCUGUGCUGACAGGAAGGUACAAUGCUGAACCGAUAUCUUACCCACUAAUUUAUCAAAUUAUUUUUCUGUAUGUAGAGUUUGAGUGAAAGCAACUGUCAGGCCUAAGGCAAAUGCAAAUGAACGGCAUGUGCUCUGCAAGUCACCGGCUGUUAAUGUGAAAGGUGUUCAGGCAAAACAAUUUACAAACAUGAAUGCCUAAAGACAAAGUUCUUUAUUCUUAUUUGAGUCAGAAAUUUGAUUUUCAGUUUCAACAUGUGCUUUUCCUCUUGAAGAUGAUGCAAUCUAUCAGGAUACACCUCUCUGACUCCUCAGGCCCUUUGUGUCUGGGCAUCUAGUAAGUGGACAGGCUUUAAAGGUCUUUAAAGGCAACAUCCACGUGGCUUCCCAAACCCUUGCUCAUUAUGGGGGAGUUCCUCCUGCUUCACUGCUGCUGUCCUCAGAAGGGUCUAGCCCAUCUGAGGAAUCAGCUUCAUCAAAGGAAAAAUUUUUAUUUCUUUUUUUUUUUCCCCUGUACUCAGCGCUGGUGAGGCCACACCUGGAGUACUGUGUCCGGUUCUGGUCCCCUCAGUUCAGGAAGGACGUUGAGGUCCUGGAGCAGGUCCAGAGGAGGGCAGCUAGGCUGGUGAAGGGACUCAAGCACAAGUCCUGUGAGGAGAGGCUGAGGGAGCUAGGGCUGUUCAGCCUGGAGAAGAGGAGGCUCAGGGGAGACCUCAUCACUCUCUACAACUCCCUGAAAGGAGGUUGGAGCCAGGUGGGGGUUGGUCUCUUUUCCCAGGCAACUAUCAACAAGACCAGAGGGCAUGGUCUCAAGUUGUGCCAGGGGAGGUUUAGGUUAGAUAUUAGAAAGAAUUUUGUUACAGAGGGGGUGAUCAGACAUUGGAAUGGGCUGCCCAGGGAAGUAGUGGAUUCUCCAUCCCUGGAGAUUUUUAAAAAGAGACUGGAUGUGGCACUUAGUGCCACGGUCUGGUAACCGCAGCGGUGUUGGAUCAAGGGUUGGACUUGAUGAUCUCAGAGGUCCCUUCCAACCCAGCUGAUUCUAUGAUCUAUGAUUCUAUGACAUAGGUACCUACCUUUAGCUUAGGUGCUACUGCAGUGUCUUUAUUUCCCCUUUACCAUUGCAAAUUUCGGCAAGCAUUCUGUUUCUCAGCACUGAACUAAAAGCAAAUACAACUUUAUGCUGAUUUUUUUUUUUUAAGCCACAAAAAUGAUGCAUAUCUGUGUCUUGAGUGUACGUAUGACAAAUUAAUAAUUUUGUAUGUUGUGCUUGUGUCAUGUCACCAUUAUUUCAGUUGUUGGACUUUAUCUCACUGGCAAAAUGAUUCUCUCCCACAGCAAAUCCAUUUUUUUUCUUCCAAAUAUAUAUGAAUAAAUAUAUAUAUAGCAAACUUGCAAGCAGGGCUAGUUAUUUGUAUUUUUUAAGCUUAAAGUAUACCGUCCAGUGCUGACAAAUACCUGGCACCUCUUCUGGAUUUCUUGCACAACUUCAUUUAGCUUUUGUAAAUUUUAAAAACAAAUAUAGAGAGACCUAUGUGUUUGAAAUAUAAAUGAUAUAUAUGGAUUAGCAUGUAACUGUAUAUUAUUAAACAUGCAAUGAACUGACUGGCAAGUGAAGUCUAAUCUUAUGGCUAGCAAUGUAAUUUAUUCAGACUGUAUUUUUGUACAGCGCAGUGCACACUAACCUGUUGCCUCUGUGUCCUCUAUAAUGCCUAAAACUGUGCCUAGAAAUGUCAUUUAUGUCUUUCAAGGAAAAAGAAAAUUACUAAAUGCUUCAUGUUGUUGAUAGUAUUGGUUUUUCUGAUGUUGUUCUUUAUUUAUUUUUGAGAAGUGUAUGGUAUGUUUAUUAAAUGAAUCCAUCACAAUA
Molecule: messenger RNA, 5022 nt
Organism: Chiroxiphia lanceolata (lance-tailed manakin)
Lineage: Eukaryota; Metazoa; Chordata; Aves; Passeriformes; Pipridae
Gene: TMEM47
Product: transmembrane protein 47
Exons: 3
Coding region: 314-859 (181 amino acids)
Biological process (GO): cell-cell adhesion
Cellular component (GO): cell-cell junction; membrane
Source: RefSeq, a predicted model, not a curated record